GUGACCGUCCCCACCUUUCCAACAUGGCGGCGCCCAGUUCCUCCGUCCGGGCGCUUCACCUCCUACAGCGGGUCUGCUCUGAGUAGCACUGGCUUACAACCGCUAUGUUUGCUAGCACAUCCAGACUUCACGUUCUUCAGUUCAAGAAUAAAGGUCUGAAAAGGAUUUUCUCUGGGAUUCAACCAACCGGGAUCCCUCAUCUGGGAAACUACCUCGGUGCCAUCACAAGCUGGGUGAAGCUACAGGAAGAAUGCAGCUCCGUUUUAUACAGCAUUGUGGACCUCCACUCCCUCACCAUACCAAGGGAACCAACAGUUUUACGCACGAGCAUCUUAGACGUCACUGCUGUUCUCCUUGCCUGUGGCAUCAGUCCGCAGAAGUGUUUCAUUUUCCAACAAUCCCAGGUGCCUGAGCACGCAGAGCUCGCCUGGAUUCUGGGAUGUCUCACAAGCCUGCCACGCCUGCAGCACUUUCCACAAUGGAAGGUGAAGAAUGCCAGCCAAAUGAAUGAAGGAACAGUUGGUCUGUUCACCUAUCCUGUUCUUCAAGCCGCAGAUAUUCUCCUUUACAAGUCAACCCAUGUUCCUGUUGGAGAAGAUCAAGUCCUGCACUUGGAGCUGACCCAGGAUACGGCCCGACGCUUCAACAAAAAAUACGGAGAAUUCUUUCCAGUGCCCACUGCCAUUCUAACGGAAUCAAAGAAGAUCAAGUCACUCAGAGAUCCCACAUCCAAGAUGUCCAAAUCGGACCCUCAGAAGUUCGCCACGGUGAACAUAACAGACAGCCCCGAGGAGAUAAUGCUGAAAUUUCGUAAGGCUGUCACAGACUUCACCUCUGAGGUGACCUAUGACCCUGCUCACCGCCCUGGGGUCUCCAACCUGGUCGCUAUUCACUCUGCUAUAACAGGACUCAGCACGGAGGAGGUGGUACGUCAGAGCACUGGCCUUGAUACUGCUCGCUAUAAGGCAGUGGUAGCAGAGGCAGUCGCUGAGAAACUUGCACCAAUUAGGAGUGAAUUUGUGAGGCUAAAAGAAGACAGAUCUUACCUGGAGAAGGUUUUAUGGACCGGAGCAGAGAAAGCCAAAGAGCUUGCAGCCCCCGUAUAUUCAGAAAUCAAAAGGCUGGUGGGAUUGCAUUAACCUCAAGGAAAAGCAGCUAGUGCCUUUCAUAAUCUGAGUUCAGCCUUGGUUACCUUGACUCCUCUGUCUUACUAGAGGUCCUCUGUGUUUUUGGAUCCAUGAGUAACCAAAUAAUUACCUCAGGGACAUUAAAGGGACCAGGCUUGGAAAUUGCGAAGAGCCAAAUAAGCAGACAUCCGAGCUAAAGAGUGCUUUUCUCCCUGCCUCUGCCCAAAAAAAGGUUUGAGCUGAGGAAAAAAACUGAAUCCUUUCUGCAUGAGAAAUGCAGCUUUUCUGUGGCCUGUUUGUUUUCUGGAAGGGACCUGUGCAAAUUUCAGCCUUUGGUACAUGCCCAGCCAAAGCCUGUAUUGACUCCUCAGUAAUUCUCUGAGAACCUGAACACUGUUGAUCAGAGUGUCUGUGGGAUCAGUGUCAUCCCUAACACUGGCUCUGGCUGGUCCCUCUGGCAGUCUUAAGAUGUUUUCUCACAUUACAUUUUCUACUCAAGUAUAGCUA
Messenger RNA from Podarcis raffonei (Aeolian wall lizard), 1634 nucleotides. It is a transcript of the gene WARS2, whose product is annotated as tryptophanyl tRNA synthetase 2, mitochondrial. The transcript has 7 exons. Gene Ontology annotation, biological process: mitochondrial tryptophanyl-tRNA aminoacylation. Gene Ontology annotation, molecular function: ATP binding; tryptophan-tRNA ligase activity. The record is from RefSeq and is a predicted model, not a curated record. Gene Ontology annotation, cellular component: mitochondrion; mitochondrial matrix. NCBI's taxonomy places the organism in Eukaryota, Metazoa, Chordata, Lepidosauria, Squamata, Lacertidae. Bases 105 to 1139 code for a protein of 344 amino acids.